AGAGUGACGGUGGGUAGGAGUCGCGUAUUCUUCUGGCCGUCAGCGAAUUCAAGCCCUCCCCCCCACCACCACCACCUCCUCUCGCUCUCAAGCCAUCAGCGGCACUCCGGCUCUCGAGCCACCCGACUCUCGUUCUCCCGCGGGGCCUCUCGUCCCUUCUCUCGUGUCGCUUCCGUGCAGCUCCCAGUCGCGGUGGCCUUGAGUGCCCGUCUCUGCUCUCUCUCUCUCUCUCCUCACCCUCCUCCUCCUUCUUCUAUUCGUUUGCAAUCUCUCAGAUUGUGUUGGCGUCUGGCUCCGUGAACUCUCUCGUUGCCACCGUCCGCUCAAAGCGUCAUCCGUCUCUCAAAUCUACGCGCGGCGUUCUUCCGUCGGCAUCUUCUCGGUCCGUCUCCCGGGUUCAUCUUCAACGAUGUGGGCUCGGCGGACUGUGUGUCUAUUGCUUGUGUGCGCGACCUGCUCGCCACAGCCCAGCUCGGCCUACCCUCCGCCCAGAGACAUGGAGAGAGGGACGAGUCUCGAGACGAACGAGGCGGGUCUCGAUCCCGCGCUAGUGGUCGGUUGGGUGAUCGUGGUUCCUGCGGAUUCCGUUUCCCGACCGAUCGUGCUGACUCCGUCUGAGACGCGGCUCCUACUCAGCGGCCCUGGCGAGACAUCAGCCCUGCAGUCCAACAGCCUGCACCAGCCCGAGGAGGAGGAGGAGGAGGCGGCGAGGAGCUUGGUGCACAAGCGCGCGUGCAACACGGCUACGUGCGCCACGCAGCGCCUCAUGGACUUCCUGAGCCGCGCGCGCGGCAUGGAGGGCGCCGGCCCCACGGACACGGGAGCCAGCACGUUCGGGCGCAGGCGCCGCUAGGGACAGGGCUCCCUGCACGGACCCCACAUCCCACCUACCCCCUCCCUCCUACCCCCUCCAUCCCCCCACUUAUCGUCCCUACCACCCAGGGCCGGAUUCAGGCACGAGCGGCUUUAGGGGGCCGCAGCCACAGGGGGCCUCCGCCAACUGGAGGGGCCUCCAGAGACGAAGUGAAAAGUGAUUUCGUUCGUGAAUGCUGAACUUGUAUUUGUUGUUCGCCUUGUAAAAAAAAAAAUGCAAUUUUAUUUUUCUUUAACUUUGUUUUCCUUUUGAAAAUAUUACUGGGGGCCUCGCAGUACCUGCAGCCCAGGGGGCUUAUACACAAUAUUAAUCCGGCCCUGCAUAUCACUAGGAUAUCCACCUCCCCCCCCCCCCCCAUGGGUCGAGUCAAGAUUCCCCUUGGGGAUACCUUCAAGGUCACCGGCAAAACAAAAUAACGACAAGAACAGGAGGAGAAACAUUGUUGUUGUUCGAAUUCGGUCCAGCAACUGAGUAUUUAAAGAGCCGCAGUGCACGUGCAUGCGUUACGUUCCGCUGCAUUACAGUGCACGUGCAUGCCCACGCCACGUUACGUUCCAUGGCGUGACGAAGCAGUCUUUAAAAGCCGCAGGCUGCCGCCCACCCCUCCCCUGUUCCAAAGGCCAUCAAUCCCCACGCGCCUUUCCGCAAUCAUCUCCCCCUGCCGUCCGCCCACCAUGGAUCCCACACAGAUCUCGCGAUGAAUUCCUUCCAAAGAUCGUCCCCUGAACACUGACAAGCCCUUCCACCCCCCGGCGCCCUCCCUCCCCCCAUCACCGCCCCCCCCCCCCCCCACCACUGGAGGGCCCCUGACCUCCCACCUCACGGAGGCCCCCCCCCCCCUUCUCCAAAGAGGCUCCGCCUAUCCUUUGCAUUGACCACGGAACCCCCCACCCCCCCUCUCCGCCUUUGACGAGCCGAAAGAAUCGCUUCAUGCCGCCCCUUAAUUUCAUAUUCUUUGGUCUUUCGGUAAAGGCACGUCGAUAGGCUCAAUCUACUUACUGGACAUCUGUUUGGAGGAGGAAGAGCUUAAAAGCUCAUCGGAUCCCUCCCAGCAUAGAUAAUGAUACUGAUUGACUUACAACGGCCUACGCUUGACGUCUUAACCGCUCCAACCCUCCUGCCCCUACCCUCUCGCCCCCAGCCUCCACCCAGAACCUCCCUCUCCCUUGUCCGUGUCAUGGAGCCACGAGUCACUCUGGGCCCGUGGCUUUAAGUGAGCACGGAACGCUCCCCCCCACCCCACC
Molecule: messenger RNA, 2118 nt
Organism: Petromyzon marinus (sea lamprey)
Lineage: Eukaryota; Metazoa; Chordata; Hyperoartia; Petromyzontiformes; Petromyzontidae
Product: calcitonin gene-related peptide 2-like
Biological process (GO): adenylate cyclase-activating G protein-coupled receptor signaling pathway; regulation of cytosolic calcium ion concentration
Cellular component (GO): extracellular region
Molecular function (GO): calcitonin receptor binding; hormone activity
Source: RefSeq, a predicted model, not a curated record